Eutrema salsugineum is the source of this 1192-nucleotide messenger RNA. Its product is annotated as probable diphthine methyl ester synthase. Lineage: Eukaryota; Viridiplantae; Streptophyta; Magnoliopsida; Brassicales; Brassicaceae. The record is from RefSeq and is a predicted model, not a curated record. Gene Ontology annotation, biological process: protein histidyl modification to diphthamide. The coding region runs from base 141 to 974 and encodes 277 amino acids. The transcript is spliced from 4 exons. Gene Ontology annotation, molecular function: diphthine synthase activity.
UAAGUCUUCUUCUUCUUCUUCACCUUACUGUAUCGGCCGUUCGCUGAGGUUUAUCCAGUGAGCCUCCUCUUUUCCGGAUUUUCUACGCACUUCAUCAGGUUAGCUUUCUCUGUUGUCGAAAAAGCAGAAGAGUAGCAGAGAUGUUGUACAUUAUAGGGUUAGGUUUAGGAGAUGAAAAGGACAUAACUUUGAGAGGACUCGAGGCCGUAAAGAAAUCUCAGAAAGUAUACAUGGAAGCUUACACUUCUCUUUUGUCCUUUGGUCUCUCUCCUGAUGGUCUUUCCAAUCUUGAAAAGUUUUAUGGGAAACCAAUUAUACUUGCUGAUAGAGAAAUGGUGGAAGAAAAGGCAGGCCAUAUGAUUGAAGAAGCCAUUCAUAACGAUGUCGCUUUUCUCGUUGUUGGUGAUCCUUUCGGAGCUACAACGCACAGCGAUCUUGUUGUUCGAGCUAAGAAACUCGGUGUAAAAGUAGAGGUAGUGCACAACGCAUCUGUCAUGAAUGCUGUUGGGAUUUGUGGUCUGCAGCUUUACCAUUAUGGAGAGACGGUUUCGAUCCCGUUCUUCACGGAAACUUGGAGACCUGAUAGCUUUUACGAGAAGAUCAAGAAGAACCGUGCUCUUGGACUGCACACUCUCUGUUUGCUGGAUAUCCGUGUGAAAGAGCCUACUUUUGAAUCUCUUUGCAGAGGAGGGAAGAAACAGUAUGAACCACCUAGGUAUAUGACUGUUAAUACAGCGAUCGAGCAGCUUCUAGAAGUUGAGCAGAAGCAUGGAGAGUCUGUUUAUGGUGAAGAGACAGAGUGUGUGGGGUUUGCACGGCUUGGCUCUGAGGACCAGACGAUAGUUGCAGGGACGAUGAAGCAACUCGAGAGUGUUGAUUUUGGAGCACCACUGCACUGCCUUGUGAUAGUAGGCGAGACUCAUCCCGUGGAAGAAGAGAUGUUAGAGUUUUACAGACACAAAAAUGCAGAUUAAAGACCACAGGACUGAAGAAGGCUCUUCAUUUUCGCAAGAACAAUGAAGAUAUCUCUCUGAGGAGUUGAUUGAAACUAGUUUUCUUCAUCUCUAUCUACUUUUGUGGUUACAUAAGCAUAACUAUGAUGUGAUCUUGAAUAUGAGAUAUUCAUUUGGCUCUAGUUUGAGGCGCACUUUGUAUUAGAGCUUUGUUUCAGAGUAAAUUUUAGUUUCGGAUA